Messenger RNA from Danio aesculapii, 7041 nucleotides. It is a transcript of the gene stbd1, whose product is annotated as starch binding domain 1. NCBI's taxonomy places the organism in Eukaryota, Metazoa, Chordata, Actinopteri, Cypriniformes, Danionidae. The record is from RefSeq and is a predicted model, not a curated record. Bases 129 to 1724 code for a protein of 531 amino acids. Gene Ontology annotation, molecular function: glycogen binding; starch binding. Gene Ontology annotation, cellular component: membrane. The transcript has 2 exons.
CCUGAUUGCAGGGUUUCUUUUCAUCUCCUGCCGCAUCAGAGGGUCAUUUGUCCCGCGGCACUGAGAAUGAAGUGAUCACCCGUUACCGUUAGAUCUCUCCGCUGAAUCUGUUUACCCGCAACACCGACAUGAAGAAAAGCAAACCGAUCGCUCUGGACGGCCGCGAUAUUCAGUCGCUGCUGGACGCGGUCGGCGGAUUAGGCUCGGUGGUCGCCGUUGGGAUCAUUGCCAUGCUGUCGGUGUGCGCCGCUUUCUUCAUUUACCGAUCCUUUAGAGGUCAGCGCGGGAAGACGGACAAGAAUAACGGCAUAGAAACGACGGCGGCAACUGGAGAAGAAAGCGCGGUUCGGAGGAGGAAAACAGAGAAGGAUGAUCGACCUACCGAGUCAACAGCAGAAUGUCAAGAUGCAAAGCAGAAAAAGCUCCGCAGUGAAUCCAGUUAUAUGUCAGCCACCAACAACAUACCUCUUUCUACUGAGGUAGCAGAGAAAGACCUGAAUGAAAGCACUCUUAAGGAUUUGGAGGAGAUUACUGAUGAGCUUCUAACAGACCUGGAACCUGAAAUGGGAGACAAAACGGAUUCUGAUUUUGAUCCGUGCAUGGAAAUGGAUCCUGAUGAAAACACGGAGUGUGAGGAAGAUAGGCUAAAGGAGAAUGAUGAUGGUGGAUGUGAGGUUGCAGCGGAUGUUUGUGUACAUUUGACACAGUUAGAAUGCCAGAUUGAGAAAACUGAGGAAUAUCUUGACAAACCGGACAGAGGACAGAGUCUAGACACAGAUGAACCAUCUGAAACUGAAAGUGCUCAGGAUAUCGUUGAUCAAAGACGCCAAGAUACUCUUCACAAUUCUUCUUCAUGCCAAUCGGCAGACCACAAAUUCAGUAAGACUCACUUAGAGGAAGACAUCAAGACAGCAGAGGAAGCAUGCAAGAAGUUUGACGAUCAUCACGACUGGCGCUUUCCACGAACGAAUAACUUUGAUUGCUGUUGUUGUGAUAAGAAGAUGGAGAGAAUGAAAGGCCAGCCAUGGUUUCCAAUUGGAAGCCACGCAACAGACACUUUCACUCCAACUGUGGAAACCAUGGUCAAUCACUGUAGCAGGUUUGAUUUCCAUAACUACUUGGGCUUCCAAACUGAUAAUACCUUCAUUGGUGUGUCUUCGACGCAAGUGAGUCUCUCACAAGAGAAGAAAGCCAAUGAAGAAGGCGCAUCGGUGGAAGUGAAACAUGAGAAGAAUCAGAUUAGCAUCAUGGACGCCAUUAUGGACAAUAACGAGUGGUUAAACGUAGGUGCACCAGAGUUUAAAGAUCGUCCUUGGCUUACACCAACUGCAAGCAUUAAUGAAGAAGGGAAACCCAAAGCUGAUUUAGCCAAAGAUGAGGAAGAGCUGGCCAAUAAAAGAGUAGCAACCGUUCCACCUUUAGCGCAAACGGUGAGCGUGACCUUCAGAAUUCAUUACAUCACACACUCUGCGCUCCAGCUGGUGGCUGUGACCGGGAGUCUACAGGAACUGGGGGCCUGGGAGAGUUUUAUUCCACUACAAAGAGCCAAAGACGGGUUCUGGGCAAACACCGUCAGCCUCCCUGUGGAGAGCCAGGUGGAAUGGAAGUUCGUCCUGGUGGAAGAUGGACGAAUCUCACGCUGGGAGGAGUGUGGGAACCGUUUUCUGUGCUUAACAAGCCAAGACGAAGAAGUCUAUCUUGAGAAGUGCUGGGGAUGUUGUUGAACUCAGAGGUGACUUUUUUUUUUUAGGGCUGCACGAUUAAUCACAAAAUUGCAGGAUGGUUUGCCAAAAAAACUAAUAACUACUUAUUUACUUACACUCAAAUUGUUCCAAAUUUAUAUGAGCUUGUUAUUCUGUUAAACACAAUUUGGUUACCAAAAUUCUUGAAAAUAUAGUGCUUGUGUUGAACAGAAGAAAACCGCAUAUGAUAUUUUUGAGGAUGAGCAAACAAUGUCAGAAUAGAGUGGAGGAACAAUGACUUUACCUUGUAGGCUAAUCAGCUGCUAGCAUAAAACUGGUUCCCUCGAUAAAAUCCCCAUAGGAUUUUCCUAUAGGCUUUUCGAAGAUUGCGAAUAAUAAGCUCUGUGUUCAAACACUGUUCAUUACACUUACACGUUUUGUCCAAAUGGAUAAUCCUCACACGAAAAUACAACUUUUAGUUUAAGGUCUUUAAGUUUGGGUCUUAAAUGCAAACAUAAGAACUGAAAAGCUAACAUUAGGCUAUUAACAGACUACAGUGCUUUCGGCACGCCUGUAACGUUAGCACCAACCGGCCACAGACAACUUUUCAAGGUUAUUUUUAAAAAUAUGGUCCAUGACUAAGAUUUACUCUCCCGGUUUAUUAUAUUAUAAUCCACGCUAUAUAUUAUAAACAAAUAAAUAUGCAAAAACACAUAGACCUACGUACCUUUUGGAUAGUUUUUUACAUGGGAAAUACAUUUUGUUUUGCUUUACAAUGUUACUAUGUAAAAGUUUUAAAACUGUAUGUAUAAAUGUGCCUACAUAGUAUUAUCAUUAGACAUAUUUAAAUGAGCUUAUCACUUGCGUGCACACAGCCCGCUUACCUUAGUAAUAGCUGACAGAAGGUGUGAGGGCGUGAGGGACAAGUGUAUAUGCCUGCAAGUUCCAUCAUAGAUAAAGAACAACAUUUAAUAUUUUUUUACAGCGAAAAGCAGCCCAUACAGUCAUAUAUGCUAUACAUAUUAAGAAGUGUAAAUACUGCAGUUAUGACAUACUGUAGUUAAAUGUGUUCAGAUGAAGAAAAAAACUGACGAAAAUCAAUUGAUCACAUUAAAAUGAGUUAAUUUUUAUGUAUUUUUACACAUUCAUUCACACGUUUGCAUUACUGAGAGCAGGAAAGAGACAGACUGCAGCGGUGAGCAGUAUCUUCAUAAUAUUAUUUAAUUAAAAUAAAUGAUCAACAAAUGAAUCUGUCUUGACCGUCUUUACAAAUGAAGGCAUUAUCUACACACAAUAUGAAUUCCCAAAUUGAAAAAUACUACAAAUUAUAAAACACUAUUCAUGAAAAUACUUAAAUAACAGACAAAUCCAAAUGCUGAACGCAAGCGGGCUGCUUUCCAGACCAGUUCACCUCGAUGACGUAUAAUGUCUCCGACACCGCCUGUGGUCCCAUUUAGCAACUUGAUAGCAACCGUCAUUUUAAAUAAGCGUAACCGAUUUUUAAAAAAAUCAAGAGAGUGAAGUAGCUGAUGUGUUUUAUGUCGUAGAAUAAAACGUGAAAGCAUCUUGAGUGUGUAUUAACCACAAACCUUAUUUAACAGAAAAACCAUUGAAAAAAAACUAUUGACUUCGGAACGAUGGAACCAGAACUGCUAAAAUGCUAACUCGCUUCCGGGUUUUUGCAUACAAAUUGACAUUAUAGUUCCUCCACUCUAUUUAAGCCAAAAUUCAACCAUUUUGCAUUUCGCCCCCUAGUGAUAGUCGUUUCAAGAAGCUGUUACCAUUUUUUAUCUAGGCUGAAUUAAUGAUUUCAAUGACAGUACUGAUUGUAUGAUUAUAUUCACAAAAACAGGGAUAAUCUAAUAUACAGAAAUUAAGGCAGCCAAUAAUAUUAGUAUUGUCAUUUUACGGUUUUAAUAAGGAUAAAUUAUUAUUAAAAGUAUUGUUUUACUGAAAGACUUGCUUUUUAUCUUUCAGUGAAUUGGUACAGUACGAUGAGUUUUCCUGCUUUGUUUUAUUUAGUAGUGUUUAUAUUGGAUAUUUAAUAUAAUUUAUGUUUUUGAAUAUAAUUUGGAAUAUUUUUAAUGUAGUAUCUUUUUAUAAUAAUCAGAAUAAUAAGAGGAACAAUACAAAUUUGGCCAAAAGUUGGACAAAAUGUUGAUAUAUAAUAAUAAUAAUAAUAAUAAUUAUUAUUAUUAUUAUUAUUAUUAUUAUUAUUAUAUAUCUAUGUUGGUAUAUAUAGAUACAAAAUCCAUCACCAAAUUAUACAGCCCUAAAACAAGCACAGCAAACCUCAAUAUGUUUUCAAUUUCUUUUUCAAAAUCGUCCAGCCCUAUCAUACUCAAAUCUUCCAGCUCUAUACAGCAAUAAUAAUCCAUAGUGCAUUAUUACAAUUCAGUAUGUAAGAUUGUAUUGUAAUAUUAUUGAUUAAUAAUUAAUUACUCCAAUAAAGCAUGAGGCUUUGGAACUGUUACUAUAGCAAUACGAUUAUAACGUUACAAUUAUGCACUUUUUUACAUCAAUUAAUGAUAUGUGUGUUAAUUAUAUCCAAUUGUACUCUUAAGUGUCUGACCGUACAACUAUAAUCCUGUAACAGCAAUGUACCAAAACUGAGAAAAGUCUUGUCUGUCAUGUACCCGAGAAAGUCCUAAUGCUUCCAGGAGUUAAUAACAUCUUUUUGUAUUAUAUAUCUCCAUUUUCAGAAUAUUAUAUGUCUGUAAACAGUUAUUUUAAUCUAUAAAUGUUGCAACAAUCACGCUGAUCUUUUCACGAUCUCUACUAAUCUAAAUUUAGGCUCAAAGCACACUCUAUGCAAGUGCACAAAUGCGGACAUGAAUGCAAAAUACAGUCUCGCUGUAGAUAUCAAGCAUGCAUGAUUGCAUUACUCUGCCAGAAAGAAACCUUUAAAACUCUCUCAAGCUGAAUGUUAUAUUAUUCAGGACUAGUCCUGUCUCAAUAUAUUGACUUAUUGCGCAAUACAUGGACCUCAGUCACUUUUGGUGACGCAAUAUAUAGUAGUCAACAUUUGAAAUCGAUCUGAAAACAAAUGCAUCCAAAUAUUGUCCUAAGACAAGAAUGGGUGUUGUUCAAUAGUAGGCAUGGGCUGGGAUAAGAUUCUGAUGGUGUGAUAACCUUGGAUAAAAGUAUCACGGUUUCAUGGUACCACGGUAUUGUGAUUACUGCUCUAAAAUAUAUUCUUUUUAAAUGUCUGGGUAAAAAAACUAAAAUUAAAAUUCCCCUUUGAACACAAUAUAUUUUAUUCUGAGAAACAUUUUAAAAUAUUUUGGCGCAAUAAACAUGUUAAGCUAAAUAAUUCAAAUGAAUCAUUGACUUACUGACCAUCUGAACACAGAUUUCUUUACAAUUUAAACAGCAUCUUUGGAUAUCUAUUCUGCUAGAGAUACUGUUGUCCUAAAAAGAAAAAAAAAUCUUCCACAUACCUUGGGAACGGUAUUACAGAAAAAUUUGGCGGUUUUAAAACCUUGACUUUUUUCAAACUGCAGUAUACCCUGAAAACGGUUAUUGUCCCAUGCCUAUUCAACAGUUUUAGUGCUGGGACACACCAAACUGACCCAAAACAACCAGCAUCGACGAAACCCAACUGUGUUGUCACCUCACGUCAGCGUAUGUCUAGUUCUAUCUGGAUUAAAAAGCUACUUGUGAACACACCAAACGGACGAACUGAAACAAGAGCACGUAUUCUGCACCUGCAUGGGAGGACGUGUCUUUCCGCACCAUGUGAGGCAAUAAUCUGUUUUAUUGUUCGCAAACGGGAAACCAAAACUUCCCACGUGCGAAAUAAAAUGGCUUAAAAAUAGUGGGUCAUCAUAUUUUACCUUGGUCCAGACCAAAGGAAACGUACUACAGGUGUGAAAGCACCCUAAGCAGCUUGAAAGGAAUAGUUCACACCAAAAUGAAAAUUACACCAUAAUUUACUCACCCUCAAGUCAUUCUCAGUGUAUUUAUCUGUCAGACAAACAAAGCCGGAGUAGUUUUAAAUUUAAUCCUGCGUCUUCCAUGCUGUAUAAUGUUGUUGGAUAGUGACUUUAAUUUUGAAGCUUCCAAAAGCACAUACUCCACCAAGGGGUCUUAGGAGGCUGAUCCAUGUCUUUAUGUAAGCAAAAUGUUUCAAAUAUUCUUUCAUUUUCCAUCAGCUUAGCCCCUUAUUUAUUAGGGGUCGCCAUAGGGGAAUGAACUGCCAACUAUUCCAUACAUUUUACAAAGCGAAUGCCCUUCCAGCCGCAACCCAUUACUGGGAAACACCCAUACACUCUCACAUUCACACACACUCAUAUAUUAUGGCUAGUUUAGUUCAUCCAAUUCACCAAUAGCGCAUGUGUUUGGACAGUGGGGGAAACCGGAGCACCCGGACAAAACCCACGCCAACACGGGGAGAACAUGCAAACUCCACACAGAAAUGCCAACUGGCCCAGCCAGGACACGAACCAGCGACCCUCUUGCUAUGAGGCGACAGUGCUAACCACUGAGCCACUGUAGAGCCGCCCUGUUUCAAAUAUUUCAAUAAUAAACUCCAAUUAAUGACUUCUGGCAAGUGGCCAAAUGCACGUCAUAUGACGCAAGACAGGUCGAAAGAUGCAUGUAGGCGACGUUGUAAGUGUAAUAUACAGAAGAACACCAAGCUAACUAGUUUUCUUGUUCAUCGUUGUCUUUUGUGGUAAACACUGUGUAGUCAGUGGUUCCCAUGAGAUGCGUCUAGUCCCAAAGUCAGUGAUUGGAGCUUAUAAUUAUCAUUCAUUAAUUUUCUUUUCGACUUAGUCCCUCUAUCAAUCUAGUGUCGCCACAGCGAAAUGAACCGCCAACUUAUCCAGCAUAUGUUUUAAGCAGUGGAUGCCCUUCCAGCUGCAACCCAUCACUGGGAAACACCCAUACACUGAGCUUAUAAUUAAAAAUGUGAAAUAUUUGUUACAAAAACACACUAAUCUGCUUUAUAGGAUAUGCGCUAAACCCCUGGCAGAAUAUGGGUUAGAAGCUUCAAAGUAAAAGCCACUAUCCAAUACCAUUAUACACAACCUGACAAAAGUCUUGUCGUCAAUCCCAGUUGUAAGGGCAACAGAUAAUAACUUCCAGUUGAUCAUUUGGAAAAGUGGCAGAAGUGGUAGACUUUUGCGAUGAAUCAUCUGUAGCUGCAUCCAAAUCAUCACUAAUACUGCAGAAGACCUAUUGGAACCCGUAUAGACCCAAGAUUCUCACAGAAAUCAGUCAAGUUUGGUGAAGGAAAAAUCAUGGUUUGGGUUUACAUUCAGUAUGGGUUGUGCAAGAGAUCUGCUGACUGGAUGGCCACAUCAACAGCCUGAGGUAUCAAGACCUUUGUGCUGCCUAUUAAAUUACAAACCACAGG